Aaosphaeria arxii CBS 175.79 is the source of this 1179-nucleotide messenger RNA. RefSeq lists its product as uncharacterized. The transcript has 3 exons. Gene Ontology annotation, molecular function: oxidoreductase activity. NCBI's taxonomy places the organism in Eukaryota, Fungi, Ascomycota, Dothideomycetes, Pleosporales. The record is from RefSeq and is a predicted model, not a curated record. The coding region runs from base 423 to 746 and encodes 107 amino acids.
AAUCCAUCCGCCGGAAACGCUAUCUCAACGGGGCAUCGUACAACAUUCCCGUUCCGGCUAACGCGCGACGGUUCAGGCAGAACGUCAGCAGCGGUGCCAUUAUUGCACAUGCACAUCUGGACAUGGGAGCCGCGAGGGGACACAUCGCGCAAUUGCAGUGUCAGUUUCGAAGAGUUGUCUUAAGUGGGGCGAGCGGCGCCAUGAGAGACCUCGGCCUUAUGAGCAUGCUGUGGGCUUAGUGCAUUUGCGAGACCCAUACAAUACGCGGCUGGACCCCUCUGAUGAUAAAAAGGCAGCAUUGCGCCUCCUCAAAGACAUAUUUCUUUAACACCUAUCUCAUAUACGAUUUUGGUCUUCUAGUUUCUCGCCAGAAUACGCAUAAAUCUCCCGUAUUUUAGAGCAAAGCCAGCGUUCUAGCAAACAUGUCCAGCAACGGAACUCAGGUGUUCGUCCUCUAUCCUCGACAGGAAGGCGUCACAUUCGACGAGAAGUAUUACCUCGAAACACAUAUGCCCCUCUGUGCUAAGCACUGGGGCCCGCAUGGAUUGAAGUCCUGGAGCGUUACCAAGCUAUCCGACGAUUCACCAUACAUCAUUUCUACCACCAUCGUCUUCGAGAGUGCCGAAGCAUUUGGCAAGGCCAUCACCGAUCCCGGAACCGCAGAGAUCCAGGGCGACGUUCCUAAGUUCACCAAUGUGCAACCUACACUUAUCCAGGGAGGGAUCAUCGCCAAGUCCACCUUGUAAAAAGAAACAUGUAUUAGACUAGCGUGGCAAUUGGCCAGGUUGCCAGAGCGAGCUAUCAACGAGUUGUUAUGAUUGACGACGGGAUUGGAAUUGACCCGAGCAAGAGACUCAGUACAUUGGCAUAUCCUACAUAUUGGGGUAAACAUAGCCAUCAUUGAACAGUACUCGUAACGAUGAAUGGAAGGACGAUUGAGGCAGGUGGGGUGGAGUUCGUUUAGGCAUAGGAUUGACAUUGGACGCGCAAUUGCAGCCAAUCAUUAGCUAGCCGAAAUAUGAAGCUUGGGCCAAAUCCUCCCUCCCCCCGCAUCGCAACAUCAACUCUCCUUCCGAAGUCACCGAGGCAUCAAUGACUGACUCUCCUUACUCCCCGUCUCAUCUCUCUUAGUUAUACGACGCUACUACGAGGACCUACUUUUAUGUCCUACCUGGAAUC